AAGUUUAGUCGCUUGAUGGCGUUGGUUGUUCCAGCUGAGUCUUAAUUGGUUUCGGUUUUGAUGAGGACACUCGGAAAAAAAUUAAUUAAGUUAAUUAAAAGCGAACGUUAAAUGAGAAAACCAUAAGUUAUGGUAAAACUCACCAAUUUCCCUCCACCGACUGAAGGUAUUCAUUGCGAACAGCCUGACGUGGAAGUAUUCGUGCAGAAAAAAUCUCUUGGAUUAGGGAAACUCUAUGUUGCAGAAAGUCGGCUUUCAUGGGUUGGCUAUGAAGAUAACAAAGGUUUUUCCAUAGAAUAUCCAGCAAUAUCUGUGCAUGGAGUCUCUAAAGACCAGUCAAGUUUUCCUCGUCCUUGUAUUUAUAUGAUCAUCAACUGCCUUUUAGAUGACGAUGACACAAACAAUGAAAACCAAUCAGAAGAUGAUGAUGAUGAUGAUUUGACUGAGAUACAUUUAGUACCUCAGGACUCGGGCACGUUAAAUUUAAUAUUCCAAACACUUUCAACUUGUUCAGCUCUGCAUCCAGAUGAAAACCAGCUGAUAGAUUCUGAAUUUGAAGAUGUUGACGAGGAAGAUGAGACUGAUGAAAUUGUUGACUACGAGGAGAGCGCCAACAGUCUUUCGAACCUGUCUAUCCGAGGCCAAGAAACUCUACAACAUCUAGAAAAUAUUUUUGUAGACAGCAGCCAUUCUACAAAUGGCGUUUUAACUUCAGAAGAAAAUCAAAAUGAAGAACAACCGAUGGAAUCUGGCCAGUUUGAUGAUGCAGAUAUUUGAAAAUUUAUUCAUUUGGUCAACUCAUGAACCCAUUUCUCUAAAUACCCAUUAACAUUGCUACAAUUCAUUAAAGAAAACUCUAUCAAUGGAUUUACAUCUGCCAAAAACGUUUUUAUAUUUUUUUUAACCAUGACCAUCCUUUUCAUAGAAUCAUUAAAUAAAUAAAUU
This is a messenger RNA of Octopus sinensis (East Asian common octopus), 945 nucleotides long. RefSeq names its product methylosome subunit pICln. NCBI's taxonomy places the organism in Eukaryota, Metazoa, Mollusca, Cephalopoda, Octopoda, Octopodidae. Gene Ontology annotation, cellular component: plasma membrane; pICln-Sm protein complex; spliceosomal complex. Bases 130 to 777 code for a protein of 215 amino acids. The record is from RefSeq and is a predicted model, not a curated record. The transcript has 6 exons. Gene Ontology annotation, biological process: cell volume homeostasis; mRNA cis splicing, via spliceosome; spliceosomal snRNP assembly.